UAACGCGGUUAUCUUUAACACGGUUCAAUUCCUCAGAGCCUUCUCUUUCGUUCCCGCUUCGUAUUUAUUUUCCUGGAAAAAUAUAAUUCUGCAUCGCUUAGGAGGUUGUACAUCAAGAAAUGGGUAUACGCGAAAGCACAAAAGAUCGGUUUAAGAUGCAGAGGGAGCUAGUGGUUGACCUGAAGUCAACUCCUGGGUCUUCCCAAACUCCAGAUGUUCACUCACUUGCACUUCAGUUACCACAAGGUGCGAGUCUUCCGGUCCAUAAUCUUAACCAUCGUCAUAUCCAACAAAUCAGUGAAAUCACGACCAUGAAGGUGGUGCUCAGGGUGUCCAAUAUUGAUGGGCUGAAGUCUUUUUUCUGUAUUAUGGCUGGACGGGAGACCCGCACCAAAGCCAUGAAGAUUGCAGUUAGAAUUCCAGGGGUGAUGGCAGCAUCUUUGAAAGGGAACAACCCUGACCAAAUCGAGGUCGACGGAGUGGAGAUUGAUACCGUCAAACUUACAGCGCUGAUCCGGAAGAAAGUGGGGCAUGCAGAUAUAAUAAGCGUGGCGAAAGCAAAGAUUAGAAAAGAUCCUUCCCCAGACACAUCUUCUACCUUGCCAAAGUCUGAUACAUUGCCCUUAGAUGGAUAUGGAUCCCAGAAUUUUUGUACCCAACAAGAGGAACGAUUACCUGGAAUUACAUUGCACGACUCCCGUGCAGUUGAAGAUCAUAAUGAGGAGAGGUCAGAAGCCAGCAGGUUCAGCAAUCCAUUUGUGGCUGGUCCCUCAAUACAUAUUACUGAAGAGCCUUCCUCGUACCCAUCUCUUGUCUUGCAAAGUUCUCAGUCAUUUGAGAACCCCUUGGAUGGGUGUGGAUCCCAGAAUUUUAAUGCCCAAUCUGAGGAACAGUUUUCAACUGAAGAUCCAGUAUUUGAAAUUUCACUGGAUGACUUCUUUGCAGGUGCUGAUCAAAACGAGGACAGGUCAGAAGCUAGCAGGUUCAGCAAUCCAUCCAUGGCUGGUCCCUCAACACAUGUGGGUCUAGGUUCUCCAAUUAGUGAAGAGCCUUCUUCAUACCCAUCUCUUGUCUUGCAAAGUUCUCAGUCAUUUGAGAACCCCUUGGAUGGGUGUGGAUCCCAGAAUUUUAAUGCCCAAUCUGAGGAACAAUUUUCAUCUGAAGAUCCAGUAUAUGAAAUUGCACUGGAUGACUUCUUUGCAGGUGAAGAUCAUAACGAGGGUAAAAGAGUGCUGAAGCGGCCGCAGGAGAGGCACGAGUGGAUAAAAGCUGAAAGUGCAAGGUUAAAGCUUGAAACUGCGAAAAGUGAAAUGGCGAUGGAAACAAAUAAUAGCAAAUACAAGGCAAAAAUGGGUAUCAAAGUUGCUCUAGCUCAGAUGCAAUUAGAGUUUGAGAAGGAAAAAUAUCAGUUGAUGGAGAAACACUACCAGAUUGCAUUAGCCUUUUCAUUGGGUCUUUUUAUUUUGUUUCUGGCAUUAUAUGUUACUAGGAUAUAGAGUUUCUGAUAUCUUGAUGUUGUAAUGUUGGAUUUUGUAUGGCUACUGUUAGAUUUUGUAUGCCUAUUGCUAGAUUUUAUAAGGCUACUACUGUUAUCGCAGUUGGAUUUUGUAAUGCUACUGUUGCAAUGGUGCUAUUAUAAUAGCAGUCUUUGGCAGAUUA
Messenger RNA from Alnus glutinosa, 1659 nucleotides. RefSeq lists its product as uncharacterized. Lineage: Eukaryota; Viridiplantae; Streptophyta; Magnoliopsida; Fagales; Betulaceae. Bases 120 to 1496 code for a protein of 458 amino acids. The record is from RefSeq and is a predicted model, not a curated record. The transcript has 10 exons.